Olea europaea var. sylvestris is the source of this 1269-nucleotide messenger RNA. RefSeq lists its product as uncharacterized. Gene Ontology annotation, molecular function: nucleic acid binding; zinc ion binding; aspartic-type endopeptidase activity. The transcript is spliced from 6 exons. NCBI's taxonomy places the organism in Eukaryota, Viridiplantae, Streptophyta, Magnoliopsida, Lamiales, Oleaceae. Gene Ontology annotation, biological process: proteolysis. The record is from RefSeq and is a predicted model, not a curated record. Bases 1 to 1269 code for a protein of 422 amino acids.
AUGAGACUUAAGGAACGAGAUUGUAAUGCCGUUAGUGAUUUUCCGACGUUGAGUGAAAAAGGAAAGCGAUAUAAUCUCCGUAGGAGCUUGUGCACACACAAGGGCAAAAAGAGAGUGGUAUCAGAGCAAGCCAUGGUGAGAACCAGGGAUGCUAGUAGUAGUAGAGCUAGAACUCCAGCGCAAGGGGCUUCUGUUCAAGAUGACAGUCGGGAUGUUGUUAUUGAUAGACUAACGGAACUAGCAGUUGGGGAAAGAUUUAGAAAACUAAACCCUCCAAUAUUUGAGGAUGCAUUAGACCCAACAGCUGCAAAGGAUUGGUUGAGGACUUUGGAGAAUAUGUUCAGGUAUACGAGAGUUUCGGAAGUAGAAAAAGUAGUUUGUGCAUCCUUUAUGCUACGAGGUAGUGCUGGACACUGGUGGGAUACGAUGAGUAGUAUUGAAGAUGUAAAUACCAUGACUCGGGAUAGAUUUAAAGAGUUAUUCCGUAAUAAAUAUUUUACAGCCCCAGUUCGAGCCAUGAAGAUGAAUGAAUUUAUACAGCUAAGACAAGGAGGGAUGACAGUGGGGGAGUAUAAUCGUAAAUUUGAACAACUAUCUAGGUUUGCAACCCACAUGAUUAAUACUGAUGCAUUAAAAGUAGAAAGGUUUCUUAAGGGGUUAAGACCAGAACUAUAUAGAGAUGUAAGUAUGGCAGGAAUCCUAGAUGUUUCAUAUUCUCAAAUUGCAGAGAAAGCAUUAGUUGCUGAACAAGCUGAACAAAGAAUUAGUCGUGCUCAAGAGACUCGACGACAGUUUAGGCAAGGACAACAACAUUGGGAUCAGGGCAAACAUCCGAGGAUAGAUCAAGGAAAAGCCUUAAUAGCACAACCAUCUUGCCCCAGAUGUGGUGGACAGCAUACUGGAGCAUGUCCUAUAGAGCCUAGGACAUGUUAUGUUUGUGGAAAGGUGGGACAUCUUGCUAGAGCAUGCCCAAGUAAUCCAAAUCCUAUAGAGCAAAAGAAGGUACCAGCUAGAGUGUUUACCAUUACUAGAUCCGAUGCUGAGGCAAAUCCAGCAGUUGUAACAGGUAAAUUUUCUAUCUUUGGCAUUCCAGCACUUGUACUAUUUGAUUCUGGAGCUACAAAUUCAUUUGUUUCUACCGAGUAUGUGAGAAGGCUGGGUAGGACACCUGAUAUACAUGAGGUCAGUUAUAGUGUAACUAUUCCAUCUGGAGAUGUACAACAAACCAAUCUAAUUGUAAGAGCAUGUGCGAUCCUUAUAGAAAAUUGA